AUGUUUCGAGCAGAAUUUGACACCAAUUUUAUUCUUGUCGAGAGCGUCGCAGAUGACACAUUUGAACGUUACCACGUGAGUUGGGUAUCCCUGGAUCCAGCGCGACUGACGAAGAUAUUUAUCAACCUCUUAACGAAUGCCGUCAAGUUUACGAAGCUCGAAGCCGUCCGCGAGAUCACUGUCCGAACAUCAGCUUUCAUCGAUCAUGUCCUGGACAUGGACAAUAGCGUCUGGUUCCCUGCGAAGAAACAGAAGCGAGUUCCCAUGCAGUCCUCCCAAGGGAACGGGGGUGAACCGAUAAACCUUCUCUUCUCAGUCUCGGAUACAGGAAGACGCAUAUCAAAUAUAGCGGCUCCGCGGUCUCGGGCUCUUCGUCUUACGCGAGCUUACCGAAAACAUAGGAGGCGAGAUCGAGAUGAUUACUCAACAGGGAAAAGGAAGCAUCGCAUUUUACGGGCAAGCACGUCGAGCAGCGGCUCCAGAUGGUCAUGCGCCAAUCCUCCAUUAGUCGGGCUCGUCGCUCAUCUCGUGGCGUGCUCACUAAACAGCUCGAACGGGCAGGUUGCACACAUAUACAAUGCAAAUCGUGGAACGGAGGCUUUGGAUUUCCUACCUCGGACGAGAGUAUGGCACGACUGUCAGCCCAUCCAGAAGAUCGAGACUCCCUCAUCUAAUCUGGACCUUGAUAUUGACUGCAUAUUGAUGGACGUGGAGAUGCCGGUAUUGGACGGCUUACACUGCACAUGGCGGAUACGGGCACUGCAGCACAAAGGCAAGUUGAAGAGACACAUCCAUAUCAUUGCCAUCACCGCGAAUGCCCGUGCCGAGCAGAUCGAGGGGGCUUUUGAAGCGGGCGUUGACGACAUCUUGCCCAGGCCAUUCCGAGUCGUGGAGCUGCUGGGGAAGCUCGAGAGUUACAGGAAGAAGGACAAAAGUUCAGUCAAUGGUGAAUAG
Molecule: messenger RNA, 954 nt
Organism: Cladophialophora bantiana CBS 173.52
Lineage: Eukaryota; Fungi; Ascomycota; Eurotiomycetes; Chaetothyriales; Herpotrichiellaceae
Exons: 2
Coding region: 1-954 (317 amino acids)
Biological process (GO): phosphorelay signal transduction system
Source: RefSeq, a predicted model, not a curated record